This is a messenger RNA of Acanthopagrus latus (yellowfin seabream), 5227 nucleotides long. Its product is annotated as aryl hydrocarbon receptor-like. Gene Ontology annotation, molecular function: transcription cis-regulatory region binding; protein dimerization activity; nuclear receptor activity. Lineage: Eukaryota; Metazoa; Chordata; Actinopteri; Spariformes; Sparidae. The transcript has 11 exons. Bases 355 to 2976 code for a protein of 873 amino acids. Gene Ontology annotation, biological process: regulation of transcription by RNA polymerase II. The record is from RefSeq and is a predicted model, not a curated record. Gene Ontology annotation, cellular component: nucleus; aryl hydrocarbon receptor complex.
AGCUCUCAGACGGAGGUCGAGGACUGUGCUGCUCUUGAGAAGUUCACGACUCUCUGAUUUGACUCUGACCGACAGGCAGCAGAACCCCGCGACUCCUCACACAAUGUGGACUUAUUCUGUCCCGGUUCGGACCGAGCGGAGUUAAAGCGUCAGAACAUUUGGAGUUUUUAUUUUAUUUUAUUUUUGUUCAAGGUUUUACAGGAGGAGAAACAUUCUGGGUGUGUCUGGAGAAAAAAAAAAAGAAAAAAGAAAGAAAAGAAAUCUCUAACUUUUUCUGCGAGCUCGAUCAGUUUGUUUUCUUGCUCCGGUUGAAGUGAAAGGAAACGGGCAGUUGGCUGAAACGUCACCGCCGCCAUGACGGGCAAUGGUGGAGUGUACGCGGUGAAGAGGAGGAAGAGGCCCGUCCAGAAAAUCUUGAAGCCUCCACCUGUGAAGACCAAUCCGUCCAAACGCCACCGGGACCGCCUGAACGUGGAACUGGACCGUCUGACCGGCCUGCUACCGUUCUCCGAGGAGGUCCGAGGUCGUCUGGACAAACUGUCCGUCCUCCGGCUCAGCGUGGGAUACCUCAAGGUCAAGAGUCACUUCCACGUGGCGCUCCAGAACAGGUCGGUUCAGCCCGGCUCCACCAACGGCAGAAAUGGACAGUCGGCCUCGCUGGAUGGAGUCAGUUUCUCAGAGGGAGAACUCCUUCUCCAGGCUUUAAAUGGAUUCGUGUUGGUCGUGAGGACUGAUGGGACGGUCUUCUACACAUCACCGACCAUCCACGACUUUCUGGGCUUCCAUCAGUCUGACGUGGUCCACCAGAGUGUGUUUGAGCUGGUUCACACUGACGACAGAGAGAUGUUCAGGUGUCAGCUGCACUUCGCUCUCAACCACGGAGAGAACGACCGCCGAGCAGAGAGCGGACAGUCCUGCAGUAACACUUCCAGCAGCUCUGUGAGCUUGUUGCCGCAGUACAUCCCUCCAGAGAACUCCUCCUUCCUGGAAAGAAGCUUCUGCUGUCGCCUUCGCUGCCUCCUGGACAACACAUCCGGAUUCCUGGCUCUAAACUUCAACGGCCGUCUGAAGUACCUCCACCUGCAGGGAAACGCCGGGGCUGAUGGGACGGCGGCUGCUCCUCAGCUGGCUCUGUUUGCCAUCGCCACACCUGUGCAGCCUCCGUCAGUCAUGGAGAUCCGGACGAAGACGCUCAUCUUCCAGACCAAACACAGGAUGGACUUCGCUCCUUUGGGCAUCGACACCAGAGGGAAGCUGGUUUUAGGAUACACAGAGAUCGAGUUGGUCACAACAGGCUCUGGGUAUCAGUUCAUCCACGCCGCUGACAUGAUGUACUGCGCCGACAACCACCUCAAGAUGAUAAAGACCGGAGACAGCGGCUUCACGUUCUUCAGGCUGCUCACAAAAACCGGACACUGGUUGUGGGUUCAGGCGAGCGCCAGGCUCGUCUAUAAAGAAGGGAGACCGGACUUCAUCAUCGCUCGUCAGAAAGCCCUCACAAACGAAGAAGGAGAGGAACACUUGCACCAGAGGAGACGGCAGCUGCCCUUCAACCUCGCCACCGGUGAAGGUGUUCUGUACGAGACCUGGAUGGAUGCCUUCUCCAUGCCUGGUCCUCCAGGCUCUGCUGCACCGGGCACCACGGAGCCCUCGACAGAGAAAGUUCUGGACCCCGCCUCCCUUCUGGGUUCCCUCUGCAGGCAGGACCACUCCAUUUACACCCAGCCGCAGACACCCAGUCCUCAGCUCCAGAUCCUCAACCAGAUAGAGGACAUGGAUCUGGAACAGCCCCAGUCGUCCUUGGAGCAGGCCUUCCUGGACAGCCACGCUCUGCUCAGCGUGCCGGGCCAGACCCAGACCUCACAGAACAGGUCCUUCACAGAGGACCAGGUCCUGAUCGACUCGCUGGAGCAGAUUUUGGGAGAUAUCGGCGAUGGAGGGAUAGAGGGUCUUGAAGUUGAGGAGAGCGAGCUGAGGAACUGGGAGAACACCCUCGUUAGGAUGAAUAACGAGAGGGAAGACGCGUCGAAGGAUGUAAACCACAUCCUGGCCGAUGACGUGUUCGCGUACGUGGAGGAGGCUCUGAGGAGGGAGGCUGGUGAGUGUGUGCAGACGUCAGAUCAAACUCACGUGUCCCGGAACAGUUUAUCCAUUCAAGCACAGCGUCCUGCGACUGUGUUUCCAAAUAACAAGCAGCCGAUGACGGACGCGAGGUCUGGAUUCAGAGGCCAGAUGCAGCUGGGAGAUGCUCUCAGCGGUGUUGGACAAAACAGUGGUCCACACACACAUUCAUCCACACAGUGUCACAACACACACCAGGGACACACCUCGCGACUGUGGACGCCAAACAGCAGCAAUCCUGACGCCAGGCAACAGUCCUGGCAUCCGUCUGUCCAAAACACCAACAACUUCCACAGCAGCUGUCAGUCUGUCCAGGACGUGACGGACCAGAGAGUUCGAUAUACUCCAAACCAAACUGUCUCACAGCAACACAACUCCUCACUGUGGCAACAACAGCAGCUGCCAGCGAGUUUUCACCACCACACACUGACACAUUCCUCACACACACCAGGCAGCGUGGACUCUUUCCACCCGCAAACACAGCGAUUAUCUGGCAGCUGCAUGUAUGAAAAAAGAGAAGGUCACAUACCGAACGCUGCCACUGUUCCUGUGAGACCCAACGGGCCCACACACGUCGCAAACGCUCCCUUCACAACGUCCUGUCCGAACGUGGCGGUCGUCCACCAGCGGGCGCUGCAGCCGUCCGGUCACGGCGCUCACGUGGCUGACGGCUCGGUUUGUCUGAGAGGAGACAACGAUCAGUCAGGAUAUCCUCCUGAAAAUGGAUCAUUACAGUCGUCCUUCUUCUGCUGGAACGGAGACGCUCAGAUCCCCAAAGUUCCCCUGAACGGCGUCGCCGACCCGAUUGUCUUCCCCGCCCACCUCUCCCAGAACGCCGGCCCGGAGAGACUCUGACAUGCCUGAUGAAAAACGUUUCAUCCUCUGAGAUUAUUCCUCCAGAGAAACGAAGAAAUGACGACCAGUUUCCCUUCACGGAUAUUUUUAUAGAUGUUGUGUUCUCUCAUUUCAAAUGUCAAAGUCGUCGCUGCUUCACCGGAUUUUACUGAUGACUUCAGUAUCUCUUUGAAUAUUCAUCAAACAACUUCAUUGAGCCAUUUUGCGUCUUUUUCUUCACAUAUUUUGCUCUGCGAGGAACCAACAAUGGAAUCUGGACUCAAACAGGAUUUAUUGCAGAGGAAAUCUCAGCUGCAGCUUUUAAAGAACGAGGAAAAAAAGGACAGACUAUUUGAAAUCAGCUCAUCUCUUCUCAUCACAACGUGAAUCUGCCUUUGUGAAUAUGUAGUUUAUGUCGGUGUGCAUCUCUGAGAGGACACGUGAUGUUUCACAUCGAGUAAAUCAACUGAAAGUUGUACUUAAGAACAGAACAUGAGUAAAUUGUAAUUUUGACAUUAAUGUUUUCAUUUUUACUGCAAAUGAAUAUCAGUUUUCCGUCUCCUUGGUUUAUAAUAACCCGUUUCGCCCCUGACAAAAGCCAUAUUGGUCGACCCUGAAUAGAAAUGUUUAUAAAUGUCGCUGCUUAUUCUCAAUGAGCUCAACCUAAAAAGUUUAUUUCUUGUUUCUGUCUGAAAGAACACAGUUUGUUUUCUCCAGCGUCUCCUCCUGUUCAUGCUAAACGUGCUUCCAGUCUAAGUGAAGUGGACAGAAACCACCGUCUUCAUUCUGUGCUGAUGUUUGCUCAGGAGGUUAAACUACAUUGAGGAUAUUUUUUAACGAGACGUUGUGACGAUUUGUGUUUCAACCAAAAACAUAUUUUCUGAACCGUCCAAGUGUGGAAACAUAAUUAAGCCACUAGGUGUCGCCACUACAGAGAAAAAUCUAAAUUUAAAGGUGCAAAAGGUCCUAUUGAACAAAAAUGAUCAACAGAAUAUGAAUAAAUAAGAGUUAAGAGAUCUUUGUCUCUUUUUCAGCAGGUAAAUAAUCAAAAUACGAGUGAAGGGAGGUGAAGUCGGUCUGUAGCACAGAAAAAAAAAAAAUGAUUACACUAAAUUACUUAGUUAGUUAGAUGGAAUCCAGAUGAACUUGUUCCUGUGGUCACCUGUCGCUGUAUCGUCCAGUAAGAUGAUGCGUCACAGGUCGAGGCAGGAAGUCGGCAGACGAGACGAAACAUCGUAAACACUCCGUCGUCUGUGAGUCACGUCAGAUUUUCGUUGUUAAUGUUUGUUUAACGAUGACAACAGUAACUCUUCACACUGUGUCACCACGCUAUGUGUUUUGACUUGCAUACUGUGCAUUUAAUCAGUUGUUUUGGCAGGACUGUGGAUUUUGUCCCCCUUCACUUACAUUACAAGUGAUUUCUUAGCAGCCGGCACAAACAGGAGGAGGAAAAUCUUAAAGACUGAACAUUUCCUUUUUUAAACAGGUUGGUUUUGUUUGUGCCUUCAAGGAAGUCACUGGGAUUUUAUUCAGCUGUGAAACUAAAGAUGAAAAUGUAGAAACAUCUAGAAUUUUAAUUUCUCUCAUGACACAACGCAGUAUUAAAACACUUUUAAAUUAUAUUUAACUUCAGUACUUUCCCAUCUUCAAAACACUGAAAUCCCAGCUGGGGAAAAUAAAAAAAGAUUCAGUAAAACUGAACUCGUCACCCUCACAUGUGACAUUUAUUAGACAGCAGCAUUAUUAACUGAAUGUUUUAACAGCGGUGUUAUAUUUACAUUCAAGACCAAAACCAUUUCGUGCACCAGGCUGUCAACACGUUCACUUCUUCUGUACAGUUGGAUGUUUUUAAACAGUGUAUUCUUGGUUCUGUUUUGCUUCUGGAGCCUCGACUCCACUGCAGGACAUGAUUUAAUUAUGAAUUAGCAGAUAAAUCUUCAGGCUCCAGACUGAUGAUGUGCUGGAUGCUGCAGCUAGUAAUCAAGUCGUGAUUUCUGAUAUCACAUGACGGGUGAGAGACUGAGGGAGUGUGAUUCAUCUCAGUCUAAACAAACUGUGUUCGUGUGUCCAUCUCCACUUCAUCGAAGAAGAACUUUGUUAUGAUAUUCAUGAAUGAGCACUUUCUGCCUGUGAGAGAUGUAACUGCCAUAUUAUAGUGCUUCUGUUAUUAUAGCUAACAUUAGACCCUGUAGCUGCUCUGUAUUCCUUACGUAGAAGACAUAACCAUGGAGGAGUCUAAUUUAUUUUGCCAUUAAAGAACUGUAACCCCUCA